Leptomonas pyrrhocoris is the source of this 2520-nucleotide messenger RNA. RefSeq lists its product as hypothetical. NCBI's taxonomy places the organism in Eukaryota, Euglenozoa, Kinetoplastea, Trypanosomatida, Trypanosomatidae. The transcript has a single exon. The record is from RefSeq and is a predicted model, not a curated record. Bases 1 to 2520 code for a protein of 839 amino acids.
AUGCAGUUGUUGUGCCUAUCGUUUGCUCUUCUUUUCAGUUCGCUGAACCUCACCUCCGUCCCUCUCCCGGGCUUUAACGAAUCUUUUCUCGGAGCGCAUGCCUUCAACUUGACUUGCACCGAUAUCGUGUUUGGUUCCAGCGGAGCAGACUGGGCCACGAAUCGCUCGUUGACCACCUCAACCACCGGUGGGUCGCUGCACUGCUACUCAAAUUUUACUGUCUACAACUAUGCCGGUCUGGUGCACGCGGACAUCGCCGUGAAUCCGAGCGAUUUUACCCUGACGCGCGAGCCACUAGGGCCAGACAGCACCAACUACGGUCUGUGCUUUGAUCGCAUGUACGCGGUGAGCUCGUGCACUGUGGACGCAUCCGUCACACGUCUCUAUUCCGACCCUCCGAGUCGGCUUGUUGACUUGCUGUUGCAGAGAAUGCGCUCUUACAUCAACGAGAAUCUGCAAUCCUACGUCUGCAACGUGCUUGUGCCACAGAUGCAGCAGAGUUUGACGAACACCUCGACCGACCUUGAACCACAACGGAACUCCACUUCCACCAAGCGCGUCUUUCCGCUCCGAGACUCGCAUCUCGUCAGGGCUGCCGCCAACAUCUUCUCAAGUGUUUUCCACGCAGACGUGGCUCCCACGGGUCCAACGCCGAGAGUUGUGCGCGAGGAGCGUGUGCACCUGGAUUUUUAUGUGCCCCCACAGCAGUUGCACAUUGUGCGAUCGCUGGUGGCGGCGCCCCCAAACGAGACUGCGGUGGAUUGGCUACAGGAAAUUGUCGACGAUGUGCUGAGUGGGACCGCCCCGCAGCCUUUUUCGGUUUUCGACCUCCCAGGAGAAGUGACCAACGCCUCCCUGGACUACUACGUGCCGGAAAAGGACAACUACUUUUACUACUACAACGGCACCAUCGUGGUCGACGCGACGAUGGAGAGCUGCGAUGCCAACUCGUGUGAGGUGUACCUCGAUCCCGGCGUGGCUGUGCGACAGGUGCUCUUCUUCACCCACGACAGCGUCGGUCUGCUGAUGAGUCACUCGCUGAUACCGCGACUUGCCCCGAUUGUGAACACAAAAAUUGACGCCGUCCUUCGCGCAAUGGCGGUGUCGCAGCAGCGCAACUUGAGUGACCCGAACGCUACGGUGCACGUCAGCUUUGGCAAGACGGCGGUCCUGCGGCGCUUUCCGAAGUUGUGGCCACUGGCGCUCAUUUUUUUGUGCGCCGUCAGCGGCGGGACGUGGAUGGUGCGGCGCAACACGCAGCUUCACGCCACGCAACCGGUGCGGUGCAGCGCCACGGGAGAGCCGGUCGCAGCGGCCCGUCUUGUGUUGGAAGACAUCAAUAUGAUUUUCUUCGCCACCGCCUGCCUUCUUCUGUUUGCCGCGUCGAACACGAUGACAGGCGCGAGCGUGCUGCUCGGCAAGGAGAUGAACACCUACUCCUUCUCCAUGUGGAACACCGUGACCGAUCUGUGGAGGGCCGGACUUAUUCCACUGUCCGUCUUCGUGUUGGUGUUCAGCGGCGUCUAUCCAUACGUGAAGCUGCUCAGUCUGGUCUACUUCACCGUGUGGGCGCAGCGGCCCUUGAGCAAGCGACUCGCGCUGAUCGACGUGAUGGGCAAGUUUUCCUUCAUUGACACCUUCGCGUUGAUGGUGAUGGUCUCCGGCAUGGAGAUUCAAAAUGUGGCCCACGUCAUCAUCCACCCCGGCUUCUACUUCUUCAUGUUCGCCACCGUCGCCUCCAUCGCUUUGGGCAACUACGCGACUACGCUGUACCGCCGCGGUACCUCGCACCGAGUGCCGGAGGAGGUGGGGGAUGACGCCGGGUAUGAACAGGUAGCCACACACGACAGCACGUCCCGGGCCCCUCCGCCGCCUGUUGAGGCCGCUGCUGAAGCGCCACAAGCGUCCACGACAGCCCAAGAUGCUACAGCACCGUCCGCGUCGAGUUCGGCUCCUCCUCCUCCUCGCCCUUCCUCGUGUCCAUUUGCUCCUGUUGUGUCGGCGUGGCGAUGGUGCACCCGCCGGGUGUCGGUGGUGCCUUUUGUAGUGGUCCACCUGUGCAGUCUGCCUGCCUGGAAGUUUGGCUGUCUGCAGUACACCAUUGGCGGACUUGCUCGCAUCUUGACCCCACCGCAGAAGACCCUCUCGCUGUGGCAGCUCAGCCUCCUCAACAAGUGGGGCCGGCUCACACCCGCCGAUGCCAUGGUGCCAUUCAUCUUCAUGGUGUCCUUCUUUACUAUUUUGCUGGCGCCGUGCAUCUUCGCGCUGAUGCCCAAGCGCGGUGCCUUCUUGGCAUCGUGGUGUGCGGCGGAUGUCUUCGUGGUCGCCUGCGUGGCGGGACUGCUGCAACUGCACCAGUUCAUUACGUUUGUGCUCGGCGACGGCAUGGAUGACGUCUACACCGCCCACGCGACGCUGCGGUGGCCGAUGCUGCCGCUCACGGUGGCAGCGCUGGUUGUGUGGUACGUCGCGGCGCGCGACAUCAUCGGUGUUGCGUGGCUGUCGAAGCGACGGGAGUAG